Molecule: messenger RNA, 842 nt
Organism: Lactuca sativa (garden lettuce)
Lineage: Eukaryota; Viridiplantae; Streptophyta; Magnoliopsida; Asterales; Asteraceae
Product: Late embryogenesis abundant (LEA) hydroxyproline-rich glycoprotein family
Source: RefSeq, a predicted model, not a curated record
GAAUUUCUCAUUUUAAAAUUUUCUUGAUUUAUAUGUAAAAACUAUAUAUUAAAGAUACAUAUUUCAACUCAUUGCAUGAGAAAAAGUAAAAGCAUGCGAAAUAGUAGAAGUUUUAUUGCUCUUUUUUGAAAAACAGAGCCCUCUUUGACCCAACACCCGAAUGGGAGGCCGGAAAAAUCUAUCGCCGCCGCCGUCCGGCAGGACAAAUCUAGCUUCAUGCAUCGUGGCCACCAUCUUCUUAAUCUUCAUAACAAUCAUCAUCCUCAUCAUUUUCUUCACCUUAUUCAAGCCCAAAACCCCCGCUAUCGCCGUCACCGCCGUCCAACUUCCAUCUUUCUCCACCACCAACACCACCGUCACCUUCACCAUCUCCCACUACAUCGCCGUCAACAACCCGAACCGCGGCGUUUUCACACACUAUGACAGCUCUCUACAACUCCUCUACGCCGGAAACCAGGUGGGGUUCAUGUUUGUUCCCUCCGGCAAGAUUGAAGCCCGUCGUACGCAGUACAUGGCUGCCACAUUUUCCGUCAAGUCUUUUCCGUUAUUGUCGGUGAUUAACCGUCAGCCGGAGGGGAUGAACGGGUUACGGAUUGGACCCAGUUUGGAGAUAGAAACUAAAAUGGAGAUGCCGGGUCGGGUCAGGGUUUUGCACUUCUUUACACACCAUGUGGAAGCUACAGCUGAGUGUAAAGUCGUUAUCGCCAUUAAUGGUGGAUCUGUUUUAGGUUUUCGCUGCUAGUUUUGUAAUAACUGUGUGUUGGAUGUAUUUUGAAGCUCAUUUUCUCUGCAAUUGUAAUAUUUUUCUUUUUAUAAAUCAAUGCAAUUGUAUAAAAGGUUUA